Molecule: messenger RNA, 1287 nt
Organism: Emiliania huxleyi CCMP1516
Lineage: Eukaryota; Haptophyta; Isochrysidales; Noelaerhabdaceae
Exons: 6
Coding region: 1-1287 (428 amino acids)
Molecular function (GO): acyltransferase activity, transferring groups other than amino-acyl groups
Source: RefSeq, a predicted model, not a curated record
AUGGCCGCUUGGAAGCUAGCCUCCACGGCCGACGCCGGGGUGGUCUCCCUCCUCCUGCGGCCAAACGACGGUCUGACCGUCGGGCGUGAGCACUGCGCUGGCGACUGCAUGCAGAUCUCCCGCAAUCAGAUCGCGUUCCGCAACGCGGGCGACGGCGAGGUGAGUGCGACUGUCAUCGGGCAGGGGCGCGUGCGUGUCAACAGCAGGGGCGACAGCCGUGUGCUGGCCAAGGGCGAGAGCCUGGUCCUCGCCGACGGUGACGAGCUGCAGCUGUACACGCUCCAACCCGACCGCGUGUGGGGAGGCUGGAGGGUUUGCAGCCCCGGCAACGCGGCUGGAGGGCUUGCAGCGUCGGAGGUCCCGCCGGCUGCAGGCGGUGCCGGUCCGCCGCCGCCGCCGCGCGAGUCGGGGACGGAUGCGGGUGGACAGGGCGGGGAGGCCCCGUGCACCGAGGCCGGUUUCUCGACGGGCGCGUGCCGCGUGGUUCCCGGCUGCCGCGAGCGCGGCUGGGAGGGGGGCAGGCUCGUGUGGGGGGGAGGAGGGGCGGUGGGAAGAGAGCCGUGCGGCGGCGGUGCGCUCAGCGAGGUGGAGGCGCACUCGCUGCGGAGCGCCGUCGAGGAUCUGCGGCGGCUGCCCGGGCUGAGCGUCAUCCAGGAGUCGCAGGGCGGGGGGCGACACGACUUUCUCGUCGACCGGCUGAUGCGCGCCCCGGGCGCGGUGACGUGUGUGCUGCAGUCGGGAGUCACGCAGCUGCGCGCCUACGCGGACGACGGCGACGAGGCGAACGUCGCCGGCGCCGUCACGCUGAGGGAGCAGCAGCGGGCAGUGAACCGAGGCGGAGCCGAGGAGAGGCGCGCGGAGAGGGCACGGGAACCGCGCCCCCUCACUCCGGCGGGGUCUCUGCUGCUGACACACGAAAGCGCCGCGCCGUGCAGGUACGCCGAGCUCCUCGCGUGCGCGGUCGAGAAGAGGCACGCGCGCCGCGGCAUCGGCCGCCUGCUGGUGGCGUGGGCCAAGCUGCACGCGGCCGCCGAGGGGCUGCGCUUCCUCCUCGUCUCCGCCUCGACGGACGUCGUCGAGUACUGGCGCGGCCUCGGGUUCGACCACCCGCCCGCCCGGCUGCGGCAGGUUUGCCACGAGCUCAAGCUGGAGUUUGACGACUCGGAGGUGCUGCACCUGCAGCUGCCCUCGGCCGGCGGCGGGGCGCUCGAGGCGGAGCUGGGCGAGGCCAUCGCGCGCCUGCGCGCACGUCCUGUGGGGGGGCAGAAGCGGAGCCGAGGCUCGUAA